GAUAAGUUGCCUUGAACUACCAUAUGACGGAUAAUAAGUUGCGUUUUUAAAUAUCUUACAUAAUUUUCCCCAAAAUAUUUUGGCAAAACAUGGUCAACAGCUGCCUCAAAUGCGGAAGAGGCAGCGAGAAAGACAAGGACGUCACCCUUUUCCAAGUGCCAAUUGAAGGAAAAAGUGCAAAAUGGCAAAUGGAAUUUCUCGAGAGAGUAGGGAUCGAAGACUUUUUAGAUAAAGACGUUUACAUAUGCAAUAGACACUUCUUGCCGGAGGAUUUUGAAAUGAAAAACUCGGAACUGACGUUAAAAGAAAAUGCACUUCCCAUUAGGAGUGAUGAAGAGUUUGAGGAGCAGUUAGAAAUCAAACCCGAGGUAAUUUAUUUUAAAAACGAAUGUGGCGAGACGGUCGAGGUAGGUGUAGAUACCAUGUCCGAUACCAGCGAGACCAAAGAUCUAGUUCCAUUAGAACCACUCGUGGAGUACAUGAACGUCUACGAGGACGUUCGAGAGGAAGUGGAACUUUCCUCCGAGGUCACGUGCAAGAUGGAGGAGGCCGAAGGGCAGACCGGCAGCGAAAACGUAAUUAUCGAAUCUGAAUACGUCACCAACAAUAAUGGCACGCAGGAGAUAUCUGUCGUAAGUUCCGACGGGAAUAAUUUGGGGAUGGAUCCGGUAAUGCCGUUUUUUCUCACAUCCUCCCCGAUGUUCACUAUAUUGAACGAGAAUAAUGAGGUAGGGGAAACGAUAAUCCUUCAAAUAGAAGACACGGAAGACAAGAAACCGCCCCCUCCAGUGAAGGAAGUCCUGGAGGAGCUCGACCAGUCUCUCUGCAAGAGCCCCACCGGUUCCCUGACCACCACCUACACCUGCGACAUAUGCGACAGCUCGUACGGCUGCCUGAACUGCCUCAAGUCGCACUACGAGACCUUCCACAUCCUGAACGUCGUCCGACGCUACAAGUGCAAGUUCUCCCACCACGUCAGCAAGAGCCUGGUCUGUCCCGUGUGCGACCUGACUUUCGAGAACCGCGGCGAGACCAUGGACCACUACAUAACCCACUCGGUGGGUUGCGAGAUAUGCGGCUCGGGCUUCGACCGACACAGCUACCUCACCGAGCACUACAAGACCGUCCACAACAAGGGCGACUACCAGGCCUUCUACGAGUGCGAGCUGUGCAAGAUGUCGUACCAGUACAUCGCCACCCUGACCAAGCACUACCGGAUAUUCCACAGGAUGACGUUGUGCCACGUGUGCAAGGCGCGGUUCGCGACCGUGGGCGAGCUGCAGGAGCACGAGAAGGUGCACCAGGAGAAGCUCAACGUGCUGCCGUUUGCGUGCAGCAAGUGCAACAUGGCCUUCAGGAAGAUCUGCGACAUAGCCGUGCACAUCCGGCGGGUCCACAAGAAGGAUGCGGCGGAGGAGGGCGAGGCGGAGGCGGGGAACGAGCUACCUCGGAAAGUUGAGGGCGAGGACCACAUGCCGGUGCAGAAGAGGGUUAAGGUGAAGAAGUAGCGUAGGGGCGUGGCGGACGUUGGGGGAUCGUGUCUGUGGCUGGGUUUUUGGUAAAUUUUAUUUUUCUCGUUUUGUGUUAUUUCGUUCGAUAAAAUUUCGCCAUUUCAACAGGAAAAAGGAGGUUAGGGAACUUCGGUUUUCAACAUCGACCAAAACAGGUGGAAUUGUUUGUAACACUUUUUUUUUUUAAAAACUCAAAUUUCUUCAUUUAAUAUUCAAAAAUUGAUUUAUUUCUUUUCGAAUUUGCCA
This is a messenger RNA of Anoplophora glabripennis (Asian longhorned beetle), 1757 nucleotides long. RefSeq names its product zinc finger protein ZFP69. NCBI's taxonomy places the organism in Eukaryota, Metazoa, Arthropoda, Insecta, Coleoptera, Cerambycidae. Gene Ontology annotation, cellular component: chromosome. The transcript has 5 exons. The record is from RefSeq and is a predicted model, not a curated record. The coding region runs from base 90 to 1508 and encodes 472 amino acids. Gene Ontology annotation, biological process: regulation of transcription by RNA polymerase II. Gene Ontology annotation, molecular function: chromatin insulator sequence binding.